Pelagomonas calceolata is the source of this 2195-nucleotide messenger RNA. The record is from the annotation of a GenBank genome assembly. Lineage: Eukaryota; Pelagophyceae; Pelagomonadales; Pelagomonadaceae.
AUGGACAGCGACGAGGAAGCCGCGCAGGCCGCCGACUUCGUCCGCAACAACAAGGAGCGGCGGCGGAGCCGGCUCGACGACGUGAGCUUCGACGACGACGGCAAGACCCGUGACUCGGCGGGGGCGCGGGCCAGCGACCGGCGGCGCGCCGUCGCGGCGCGGCCGCCCGCGGGAGGACGCGGCGCCGACCGCUGGGCCGGGCAGGCCGACAGCGACGAAGAGAGCCGCGACGGCGCCGCGCAGCCGCCGGCCAAACGGGCGCGCGUCGGCGCGCCGGCCCGGAGGUCCCCCCACUUCAGCUCCGGCGGCCGAGACGCGGCGGACGCGAUCGAUGUCGACGACGAGCCCCGCGGAACCCCGGAGGUCGUCGAGGUCGACGACGGCCGCGCCCGCGCACCCGCGCCGCGAGCCGGCCGCUUCCGCGCGCCGGAGCGCCGAUCGACGCGGCGCCUCGAGGAGCCUCCGGCGCCGCCGCGCCGGAACCCGCGCCGCGGCGAGGAGCGGGUCAUGCUCCGAUGCCGCCGCGUCUACUUCGGCACGGCCCUGCGGCGCGACGUCACGGUCGUCUUCGCGCCGUCCUGCGUCACGAUGGAGUGGCGGAGCGACACGUCCGGGCUCUACAUCGAGACCAGGCUGGCGCCGUCCCACAUGACCUCGUUCGACUUGUACCACGGCCCGGCGCGCGGCGCGGGCGGCGACGGCGAGGCCAACCCCAUCAACCUCGCGGACGACGACGAAAUGGCGCCGGAUGCGAUCCGCGAAUUUUUCGCCAUCGGCCUGCGCCAGAAGCCGCCGCACCUCCGCUCCGUGGAGGGCUUCGAGCCCACCGACGACGCGGGGCCGCGCAAGUACGUCGUCGUCGUCCUCGACGGCGAGGCCCUCGCGACCUUUAAGCGCGAGGCGGUGCCGGCCGUCGUCUGGGGCGGUCACGUCGGCUGGCCCGCCGCGCCCGUCCUCGGCACGGCGGCGGCGGCGCGGCCGUUCCUCGAGGGCGUUCCCAUCGCCGACGCGCUCGCCGCCGCCGACGCCGCGGAGGACGCCGCGGCGUUGCGGCGGACGCCUUCCCGCGCGUCGCGCCGCGGCCGCGGCCGCGCCGCCCGGUCGGUCGUCGACGUCGAGGCCGAAGACCCGGACGCGGCGCUGCCCGCAUUCGUGUACCCGCGGCCCGACGCGCCCGACGCCAUCACGCUCGUCCGGGGCGACCGCGGGCGCCUCGACGACGGCGAGUUCCUCAACGACAAUCUCAUCAACCUCUACCUCCGGCACCGCACGAGCUCGGCGGAGGCGCCGCCCCUCGACGCUCACGUCUUCUCGACGUUCUUCUUCACCAAGCUGUCCGAGGCGCCGCGGCACGCCUCGGCCGAGGCCUACGAAAAGGUCAAGAGCUGGUGCCGCGGCGUCGACCUCUUCGCGAAGGACGCCCUCUUCGUCCCCGUCAACGAGCACCUCCACUGGUCGCUGGCGGUCGUGCUCCGGCCGGGCGCCGCCGCACCCCCGUCCGCCGUCGUCGACCUCGCGGCCUCGUCGGACGACGAGGCCGCCGCCGCCGCGGAACCCCCGACACCGGCCGGUCCGUGCGUCCUCGUCAUGGACUCGCUCCGCUCGCACGACGCGGCCCGCAUCGCCGCGUACGUCCGGUCCUUCCUCCGCGCCGCCUGGGCGGACCGCCCGGGAGCGCCGGGCUGCGACGGGCGCUUCGAGGAGGCGUCCAUGCCCGUCGUCCUGCCGGACCUGCCCCGACAGCGCAACUCCUUCGACUGCGGCGUCUACGUCCUGAAGUUCUUCGACCUCCUCUACGGCCGGCCGCCCCCGGUACGCGCGGGCGGUCGCGACACGACGUUCAGCGGCCAAUUCGCCAAGAACCUCUUCACCCGCGCGGACGUGCUCGCCGAGCGGAAGCGACUCGCCGCGUUCUUCGACACGCGCGCCGCCGCCGCCGCCGCUACCCUCCGCGCCCCGCCGCCGGCCGGGAACCGCGACGUCGCCGCCGACCUCGCGGCCGCGAUGCCCGAGGCCCGGGCGCGCCAGCGGCGGGACGUCGCGAGGAGCGCGCCCUCUCCGGCGCCCGCCGCCGCCGUCGACCUCACCGCCGGGGCCGCUUUCGUCGUCCCGCCCGUGCGCCAGAGCUACAGGCGCCGCGCCCCUGACGACGACGCCGUUCCAACGCAUAGAUGAUUCACACGUGUGUACUUAGU